Messenger RNA from Aspergillus oryzae RIB40, 2688 nucleotides. RefSeq names its product Kha1p. NCBI's taxonomy places the organism in Eukaryota, Fungi, Ascomycota, Eurotiomycetes, Eurotiales, Aspergillaceae. The coding region runs from base 1 to 2688 and encodes 895 amino acids. The record is from RefSeq and is a predicted model, not a curated record. Gene Ontology annotation, biological process: proton transmembrane transport. The transcript has 4 exons. Gene Ontology annotation, cellular component: membrane. Gene Ontology annotation, molecular function: antiporter activity.
AUGGCCGAUAAUGCGACUCGCGUAACCCCUCAGGGUGGGAUCUUGGAAGGUGGUAAUCCGUCUCACUAUGACAAAAAGAACCCCAUCGUCAUAUUCAUCAUUCAGGCCAGCAUUAUCAUCAUCUUGUGUCGAGCGCUGCACUGGCCACUGUCCAAGAUUCGCCAGCCUCGUGUCAUUGCUGAAGUUAUCGGCGGUGUCAUUCUGGGCCCCUCGGUCAUGGGUCGCAUCCCAGGCUUUACAGAAGCCAUUUUUCCGGAUGCUUCGAUUCCCAAUCUGAACCUUGUGGCAAACCUAGGUCUUAUCCUGUUUUUGUUCCUCGUCGGCCUAGAAACCGACCUCCGUUUUCUGUUCAGCAAUUUGCGCGUGGCGGCCAGCGUGUCAGCGGCGGGAAUGAUCCUGCCGUUUGGCCUUGGAUGUGCCAUCUCGUAUGGUCUGUACAACACCUUCAGCGAUGAGCCCGGUACCGUCAAGAUCAAUUUUGGGACCUUUUUGCUCUUCAUCGGUAUUGCCAUGGCUAUCACAGCAUUCCCGGUUCUAUGUAGAAUCCUAACUGAGUUGAAACUGCUCGGCACAAAUGUUGGUGUAAUCGUGCUGUCGGCGGGUGUGGGCAAUGACGUGGUUGGUUGGAUUCUUCUUGCCCUCUGUGUCGCUCUGGUGAAUGCAGGGACUGGUCUAACGGCUCUUUGGGUUCUACUCGUCUGUGUGGGAUAUGUUCUGUUUUUGUUUCUUCUCUUCCGACCGUUGUUCUUACUUUUCCUCAAGAAAACGGGAAGCCUCCAGAAAGGCCCUAGCCAAUCGGUAGUAGCGGUCACCCUUCUGAUCGCUUUGGCUUCCUCCUUCUUCACUCAGGUGAUCGGAGUUCACGCCAUCUUCGGUGGAUUCCUAAUCGGUCUCCUUUGUCCUCACGAGGGUGGAUUCGCCAUCAAGCUAACAGAGAAGAUCGAAGACCUGGUUGCUGCCCUCUUUUUACCCCUCUAUUUCACCCUGUCUGGUCUCCAAACCAACCUGGGACUGCUUGAUACCGGUCUUGUAUGGGGAUACGUGAUUGCCGUGAUCGCGAUCGCACUUAUUGCCAAGAUCGUUGGUGGCGCACUGGCGGCCAGACUUUGCGGCCUUCUCUGGCGAGAGAGCUUAUCCAUCGGCGUGUUGAUGAGUUGCAAGGGUCUUGUCGAACUAAUUGUCCUGAAUAUCGGUCUACAAGCCAAUAUCCUGAGCACUCGUACAUUCACCAUGUUCGUAGUUAUGGCGCUAGUUACGACAUUUGUCACAACCCCAUUGACCACGGUCUUGUAUCCCAAGUGGUACCAGAUCAAGGUUGAUCGCUGGCGCCGCGGUGAAAUCGACUGGAACGGAAACCCCAUACAAUCUGAUUCGCGCGUUGAUAGCGUGACGCUGGCCAAGGAACAGCUUCAAGGUACUACCGUUCGACGGCUGCUAGUUUACCUGCGACUUGACGGUCUAUCAAGUAUCUGCACAUUGGCCGCGCUCCUCGGCCCUAGCCGUCUUGCUCAGCCUCCUCUUCCAAAAAUGCAUCCCGAUAAGAGAAAGUCCCAAACAAUGUCUCCGGAACCAGCGGCCGAAGAGGCUGCCCAAACGGAGGUCGAGGACGCUCCAGCGCUUCAGGUGCAUGGGGUCCGGUUGAUGGAACUAACAGAUCGUGAUUCUAGCGUGAUGAAAGUAUCGGAAAUUGAGGAAUAUACGCUGUGGGAUCCCGUGGUCAACACCUUUCGCGCAUUCGGCCAGUGGCAUGAUAUGUCAAUCAUGGCAGGCGUGUCCGUGGUACCAGAGCAUUCCUAUGCUGAUACGGUUGUGGGAAUGGCGCGUGAGGAGUCCAGUGACCUUCUCCUUAUUCCGUGGAGUGAGACUGGUGCCAUGAGCGAGCAUCAAACGGGACUUGGUAUUGAUGAAGCGAGCCGUUUUGCCAAUGGCCCAUACACUGACUUUGUAUCCAACGUGAUGCGCCAAUCUUCAUCCAGUGUCGGCGUUCUUAUUGAACGGAGCAUCUAUAGCCGUCGUACUCGUAAAGGACUUCUCACGAAACGAUCGUUCAGCGCCAUGAGUAUUCGCAGCUCCGUGUGGAAUAGCGCGCCACCAGCUGCUGCACGCUCUCACCAUAUUGUUUUGCCUUUCUUUGGUGGAGACGAUGAUCGAUUUGCGCUGCGCUUCGUGAUGCAACUCGCCCAGAAUGACCAGGUUACCGCCACCAUCAUCCACAUCGAUGUGGCGCCGUCUCCACCGCAAGUUUCAGAGGUCCACCAGAGUUCGCCCAGUAGCACCACAAAGGACAAGUCUUCAAGUCAGAUCUUAACCACCGCCCAGGGAUCAGAAUCGGAUGCUACCUUCUUCGGCGCCAUGAAGGACUCACUUUCUGAAGAGCUGACUACCCGGAUCGUCUUCACGCGGGUCAGCCCACAGAGAGAUAGCACCGACGCCGUGGGGGUUGCGGUUACUGCCGUCAAGGAAGAAAUGGGUAAGGUUCCGCAGAAAGCCGGGAACAUCGUCGUGGUGGGACGUCGGAACAACCGAGUGGAUCUGAACGAAUCCUCUACAUCCUCGCAGGAAGAGGUCGGCGCCGAAACCAGUAGGGUUCUGGGAGCGGUCGCACAAGCGAUGGUUCGCACUGAGAACCGCAUCGUUGGUGAUGUUCUGGUUCUGCAAGCAGGCAUGGGUGCCGUGGGUGCCCGGUAG